AUGGAGGCAGAUCAGUCAUCCAAGCCGUCGACCGUGGUGCCUUCGAUGGCACCAUCAUUCUCAAUAUGUCGGGAAGCACUGUUUAUAACGGUAGUUUGCAUGGCACAAUUCAUGACGCAGACCAAUGUUGGCGUCUGUCUGUCAAACCUUGAUAUUCUCGGCGAGAGUUUUGGAGUCACCGACUCGGGUAUCCUGAGCUGGUUCUUGGCUGGCUACUCGCUGACCGUGGGCACCUUCAUCUUGAUCUUUGGCCGAUGUGGUGAUCUCUUUGGAUAUCGGCGGAUCUUCCUCGCUGGAUUUCUUUGGAUCGCGCUCUGGUCGCUGGUCGCCGGACUCAGUGUCUACUCCAACCACAUUUUGUUCAUCUUUGCACGAGUCCUCCAGGGCAUUGGCGCUGCGAUGGUGCUUCCGAACGGACUGGCUAUUCUGGGUGCAACCUACCCGCCCGGGAAGAAAAAAGCCAUGAUCUUUGCACUUUUUGGCGCGGUGGCACCCAACAGCGCUGUAUUGGGUGCAACCUUCAGUGCUCUCUUCUCACAACUUGCAUGGUGGCCAUGGACAUUUUGGACACAGGCUUUUGUCGCAGUUGCCUGUGCGGGACUGGGCCUCAUGGUGGUCCCGUCCAUCCAUCAUGACUCCACUCCCCAGGUAAACACUUGGACGGAUCUUCUCAUGGCGCUGGAUGCUCUGGGUGGACUGUGCGGUAUCGGUGGAUUGGUUUUGAUCAAUAUCGCUUGGAACCAGGCUCCUGUCGCAGGAUGGAGUACUCCAUAUGUCUACAUCUUGUUGAUUCUUGGAAUCCUGUUGAUUGUUGGAUUCUUCGUGGUGGAAUUCCGAAUUGCGGAGCAUCCUUUGAUCCCAUUUCAGGCGUUCAGCCGAGAUGUCUCGUUUGUUCUGGGCUGUGUUGCGUGUGGAUGGGGCGCGUUCGGAACAUGGAUCUGGUAUUUCUGGAGAUUUCAGAUCGAAUUCCGGCACACGAGUCCUCUCCUGGGCUCGGCAGAGUUUGUGCCCGCUGCGCCGGUAGGAAUUUUGGCUUGCUUUGUGACUGGGCUAUUGAUUGCCCGAAUUCGACCCGGGUGGAUCAUGGUCAUGUCCAUGACGGCUUUCACCCUGGGUAACAUCUUCACAGCCAUUGCUCCCGUCGACCAGACGUAUUGGGCAUUGACAUUCGUCUGUCUCUUGGUCAUACCGUGGGGCAUGGAUAUGUCAUUUCCCGCUGCGACGCUCAUGCUGUCAAACUCGGUCGAGAGGAAACACCAAGGUAUCGCUGCCUCGUUGGUCACGACGGUGGUGAACUACAGCAUCUCCCUCAGUUUGGGAUUUGCGGGAACGGUCGAGGUUCAUGUCAAUAACGGCGGGAGAACUUCUGCAGAUGUCCUCAGAGGAUAUCGCGGUGCUCUGUACUUUGCGACAGGUCUAGGGGGACUGGGAAUCCUGCUCAGUAUGUUAUUCACCCUCAAGUGCUACUGGGAAGAGCGUCGAGCGCAACCUGUGGACGCGGCAACGGCCGAGAAUUCCUUGGGCACGUUAGCUGAGGGCCCGUGA
This is a messenger RNA of Penicillium oxalicum, 1545 nucleotides long. RefSeq names its product MFS transporter. Gene Ontology annotation, biological process: transmembrane transport. The record is from RefSeq and is a predicted model, not a curated record. The transcript has a single exon. Gene Ontology annotation, cellular component: membrane. Gene Ontology annotation, molecular function: transmembrane transporter activity. Lineage: Eukaryota; Fungi; Ascomycota; Eurotiomycetes; Eurotiales; Aspergillaceae. The coding region runs from base 1 to 1545 and encodes 514 amino acids.